Trichoderma virens Gv29-8 is the source of this 1929-nucleotide messenger RNA. RefSeq lists its product as uncharacterized. Gene Ontology annotation, molecular function: oxidoreductase activity. The record is from RefSeq and is a predicted model, not a curated record. NCBI's taxonomy places the organism in Eukaryota, Fungi, Ascomycota, Sordariomycetes, Hypocreales, Hypocreaceae. The transcript has 2 exons. The coding region runs from base 1 to 1929 and encodes 642 amino acids.
AUGGCAGUGGCGAUUUCGGGCUUGCAGGGAUGGCAUCCGGGCGAAGUUGCUAUGCAGACGAAACUGGGCUUCGCCGAAGCAAUGAGUUCCACAUGGCAAAAGAUUGAAGACAGAAUGCGCGAACAACAUCGCAUUUUCCACACAUCGAAUUUACCAUUUAUUCCAAUCACAACUCUCGACGAUGAAGGACGCCCGUGGGCUUCCAUCGUUGCUGGUGCUGACGGAGAAAUUGGAUUCGUGGAGGGUCCUGAUCUGAAAACACUCGUCGUAAACGCCAGACUCUGGCCAGGAGAGCCGCUGCUAGACACCCUCAAUAAAUGGAUCGACGGAAACGGCCAGAAUUCAACAACUCCAGAGAGAUACUUGACGGCGGGGAUAGGAAUUGAAUUUCCAACACGAAGGCGCAACAAGUUUGCCGGAUACAUACAGGAUGUGAAGCGGACAACGAACAUGGACUUUAGACUAAACUUGCAGGUCAAACAAACUACUGGAAACUGUCCUAAGUACAUCAAUAUCCGCAAGCUUGUUGGCCACACAAAUACCAAGCCAGUUAUUGCAUAUGAAAAGCGACACCUGGCACAGUUUGAAAGACUCCCGAAGGAAGUCAUCGAUUUUAUUACCAGCGCCGAUACAGUAUUUAUCGGGUCGGUUUACAGAUCUGAGCCAGCAACGGCAGCGAAAUUUCCUUCCCAUACCGGAAUGAAUGCGCGUGGUGGACUACCCGGAUUUAUACGCGUUAGUCCAUCAGAUGGACGAUCGAUAAUUUUGCCUGACUACUCAGGAAACAGAUUCAUGUCGAGCCUGGGAAAUGUAGAGUCGAGCGGACAGGUGGGGCUUACUAUUGUCUCGUUCACAACAGGCGACGUGCUCUACCUUACCGGACGAGCAGACAAUCUUGUCGGACCGGCUGCACUUGAGGUGAUGGUUAAGCACGCAAGCAUUACUGUGAUGAAAACAACGGGAUUCAUUUUUGUUCGGGAUGCUCUCCCAGUACGACAACAAUUCGGCACUGAGGUUGAGCGCAGUCCAUACAGUCCGAAAGUCAAAUAUCUGGUAGAGGAGCCAGAAGGCCAAGCAAGUGCGGUUGGAGCGCACAAAGCUAGACUAACAAGCGCAACACAGUUAUCACACGACCUUGCUGUAUUCAGAUUCAAAGUUACCUCAAAAGCUGGGGUCGAGCCGAUUAAAAUUCGACCUGGACAAGCAGUAGCUCUGGAUUUCAUGGACUGGAUCGGACCACCGGCAUAUCAGCACAUGGCCAACUCUGCUCCUGGAUCUGUCAACGAUGAUCGGAUACGAACUUGGACGGUCUCAAGUGCUCAUGAGGAUCGUGACGUAACAUGGUUCGAUAUGACGAUGCGCGAGAUGAAGGGAGGGGCUGUGACGGGAGCAUUAUUCGAUGUCUUGAGAAGGCACCCCUUGAAUCAAUGGGAAAGACCAAUAACGAUUAAUGAAGACGUCAUCGCAGAAGUUGUUGGCGUGACUGGAGAUUUUUUCCUGGGGCCAGAUAACGUCAACAUGCUUUGGGUUGCCGGCGGUAUUGGAAUCACGCCCUUCCUCUCGAUGUUCAGCGCAUUAUCAGAACGCAAGGUAAAAGCCAAUGGCGAUGUUGUACUCGCGCUAUCAACACGAGAACCCGAAAUGAUGCUACGACUUAUCCAAUCUUCCCUUCGUCAUGCUGCUUCGAAAGUUAGAGUACGGAUCGAUCUCUUUACAAGCCAUGAAUAUGUCGACAUGGAGGGUAUUGACCGGAAGAGUGUGCAAAUUAUAUUACACAAGGGCAGAGUUGGGCCAGAUUAUUGGCCCACUGUGGCAAGUGGUAGAGAUGUUUUAAUAUGUGGCCCAGGUGGAUUCGGUGAUGCGGCAAUGGAUGGUCUGAGAGCAGCGGGGGUUCCCGAUGAAAACAUGUUACGGGAAGGAUUUUAUUGA